UGACUUUUCGCUGUUUUUUAUCCAAUCAAAAUACAACCUAUGCAUGCAUGCAUGCAUGUGUCUCCAUUAAUAAGACAUAUAUCUUUAUACUUAGGAACAACUUUCAAAUAGCGAAAGCUUCUCAAUACUUCAAGGAUGUAUACGUAAAACCGUAUUGCAGAAUACCACCUUAUGUAAUGGGAAUGGUACUGGGAUAUGUUAUUUACAAGUAUUUUUCCAAGAGGUUUCAACUAAAAUGGGUAAGACUUUUACUGAUUAAUCAGGAAAUAGUUGAUUGUUCAGAGGCGUUUUACUUUGGGAAUAUUUGUAGAAUUUCGCGACUGACCUCUAUGCGCACGAUAACAAUGCAUACUGCGCAGACAUAAAAAAUCAAUACGUUUGAUUCUAAUUUCCGGUUAUAGCUACUUGUGUUGUAAUUGUAUGCUUGUGUUGUAGUUGUAUGCUUGCGUUGGAGUGAGUCCAUGAAUUUAGUUUGAAAAAAUCUUCCCAAUAUCAAGAACAAUUUAUUUUUAUUCAUUUCCCCAGAAAUUCGUCCUAGCUAUAUGGAUAUUGGCAGUAUGUGUAGCACUUGUUGACAUAUACGCUCCAUACAGCGCCGUCAAAGAAAAUCCUCGAAUUUGGACUAAAGGGGAGAGAGCUGUUUAUGGGUCAUUACAUUGGACUAUUUGGAGCUUUUCCAUCAUUUGGUUAAUUUUUGCUUGUCAUUACAACUAUGCAGGUAUGUUGCAUGGUUAUAUAGAUGUAUGUUUGUGCAGCAACGAACAACCAAUAUACUUUCAAAGUCUACAAUGUUAAAGUAUUAAAAUGUUUCAAUUCCAAAUGAAAAUGUGCUUUGUUAAAACAUUAUUUUUCUAUAAUUUUAAUGCUCAUUUUCUGCAUGGCUAAUUAACAUUACUCAAAUAAAGACAUCAAUCGUCUCCCAUUUUCAGAUUUCUAUUUAUGCCAAUUUGUUUGGAAAAUAUACAUGCAUGCAUUAUAAAAAAGAUAGUGAAGUUAUUUUUGGCACUUUUCCUUCAAAUUAGUUAUUUUUGGCAAGUUCUGGGAAAUAAAUGGUGAUGUAAAUAAUUUAGAAAACUCAUUGAUAAUUUAUACAUUAUGCAAAUCGGUGUUAUAUCACAUGAGGGUUGAGAUUUCGAUAAUCAAACUUCGAUUUCUUCGAAAUUCUUGGUUAAAAUGAACCACAUCGCGGUCAUUCCCCCAAAAUAGUUGGUAAGCUUGUCCAAUGAUUAUUUGAUACAUGACCAGUAAUCAAUAUUAAGUUAACCUGAUUUGCACUCAUUCAACAAAGUUUUCUUCAAUCUUUUUUUCUUCAUUUGAUUUACUGCGACUCGCCUUGUAAAUCAAAUAAAGAUUGGCUGCUCAUGUUUAUAUAUCACCUAAAAACUAAUAAACGUCAUGAAGAAAAUCCAAAAGAAAGGAAUGUUCAAUCAAUGCCCGUAAAUCGAAUACAGAUUUAGUCUUGAACAACACUAACUUUAUGUUCGAUUUUCCCGAUCGGCUUAACGAACCAAGUUUGCCGAAAUAAUUGGUGUAUCAUGCAGAUACAAAUCAGCUUUAUAUAUUACUUUAAUUAUAUUAAACAUGAUUUACGUUUCAGGUCCAGUUAAAAUACUCCUUGCUGCAAAGUUCUGGAUACCUUUAAGUCGGAUAAAUUACGUUGCGUUUAUUAUGCAUUAUACAAUUAUAAAGAUUUUUGCAUACAACAUUGAAGCUCCCAUUCACUACACAGGCUUUACGUUGGUAAGCAGACGAUCAUUAGGAAUUUAGGGAGCUUUAGCUACGAGUACAAGUACGACUACAAGAUUCGUUAUCCGGACACGCCCACAUAUCCUUAUGCGAUCUCCGUUUUGGCAAAAAUUAGGCUUAGCUUUUGGGUUUUGUGUAUACUAGUGCAGGUUCACACAAGAAAAUAUUUAAUAGAGCUACACAUUCGCCGGACAUUUAAAGGGGCCCUACAGUAAUUUUUUAGUCGAAAAGCCACCUUAGGUAUUGUUUACAUUUUUUGUUAUUGUCGCUACUUGACAUGCGCAUCACGGCAUUCAUGCGUCUUCCGGUGUGCGGAAGUACUCAUACUGCAUGUAAGAUACAGCCAAACGAAUCUCCGUGGAAUCCCCUACUUAAGGUGGCUUUUCGACUAAAAAAUAACUGUAGGGCUCCUUUAACAUUCUUAGCGAUUGUUUACAUUACCAGCGGUUGCCGAACCAAUUAAGCACAUGCUUGCUACUCGUAACAUGACUUGCACUGGAAGUCGUCAGUAAAAUAAGCGACAUUAUCUCCAUGCAUAGUCUAAUGGGCUAUCUCCAAUUUAAAUGUGAAAAAAAUGUGCUUUAAGAAUUCAACUCCCAAACCAUGUGAAGGGAGUGGAAAUAAUUUGCUAUCAACGUCAGAAAUAGUACAGGCUACAAUAGCUAUUCACGCAAAUUCAAAAUCUAUUGGAGCAGUAUCCGCCUGAGUUAUACACCAUUUGGAGUUUGGUUGUAGGAACUAUUUUCGUCCCCAGGCUACUAGUUUUGGGUCACUUGGUGGUCUGAAGACCCUCAUGCUUAUCUUCAUGCAUUUAAACUAUUGGCUACCUCAACAAAAAUGCGCUAAGCGUGCUCCCAUUAGGGAUCCUCAGUGUGGAGAGCAGAUAGUCAACUUGCCUUGGUCCACAACCUGACUGAACCCAGGCUUUGCAAUUUUUGGAACAUGUCCAUAUUUAAUGUUUUACUUUUGCAUAGGCUCUCCUUCAAGAAUGGGCCCUGUUGAGGGAACCUAUCAAAUAUACACUAGCACUAUGGCCCUAGAUCAAUUUCGCAGUGAAACAAGCAUCUACUACGAGAUUAUGGCGUGUGUACGGAAUGGCGACAAAAAAUCUCGGCGUAGCCGUAAUCGUAAUCGAAUCUAAAGCUCCCUAACUACUUGAAAAUGAUUGGAACGAGAACUUGCAUGGUCACCAUGUUUGAAGCCGCUCAUGCUAGCCACCAAAAGAACUCCUUUACGGUUAUUUUUCUCGUUUUAAUUCUGUAAUGAUGAAACUUCAUCGAAAUAAAAAGGAAAUAAUUUUUGCGGAGUUACUAAAGAGCUCUGAAUGAAUCGGUAGACUCGUGAACUCGUUAUUAUAUUCAUUUUCAGAAUAUAAAAAUGAAAUACAAAUGCAAUGCCUCGGUUAUUUAAUAAAAACAUUCAGGUUUUAUCCUCGUGUAUAUUUAAAGCGUUCCGUGAUGAAGAAAUAUUGCUCAUAUAUUCUUUCAAAACUGAACAUCAAAAUUAAUUGACUUUCGCUCUAGAUCUUACCAAAUUAUAUAUUUUCCAAUGUGGCUACAUGUCAGUGUUGCUUCUAUUGGCUUUCACCUAUCAUAUGUCUUGGAAAAUGAAGUUAACAUUCCAUGCAGUAUUCGCAGAGAUGGAUGAAGUAAAUUCUUGAACAUGAUGCACCAGCUGUGGUGGGAGUUGGGUUCUUUGUCUAUGGAGAAUACACAUGCUGUGUAUUUGUGGGGUUGAAGUAUUCCCAAUAGUCAACUUCAGGCCCAUAGACUCAGAUUAUUUAAUGUAAAUACAAUCAGUGGGAAAUCACAUGCAUGGGCAUCCGUAGUUCUCGCGGGCUCAUGUGCGUGAUCGGCGCAGUCUUCGGCGCAGUCUUUCAUCCGUUGCGCACGUUGUAACCAAUAAUCUGUUGGCGUUGUAAUGCCAUUGUAUGCAAUAAAGUAUUGGGUUGUAACUGAAGACAAAACCACAAGCAUUGGACAAAAGUUCUAAUUGUAAAUGUAAUUAGCACCAAAUGGAGAUAGGCGGGGUGGGCGUUGUUCUUUUUCAUACAUAUUAUAUACCUGUAAGUGAUUUAUAAAAGACGAGUCACAAACACUGAUCAUUUAAUUCGCUGUAUUAGAAUGAAAAAAUAAUAUCAAUUACAUUCACCAUCUGCUCGUAGGCUACGUCAUAUGCAGACGCAGUAUAACCUUACUUGAAAGCAAAUAGUGGAACGAAGAGAUGUUGUUUAAUUUACUUGAUCGUACUGAUAAUGCUUACCGAAACCAAGUCUUAGUGAACGUGUAGAGAAAGCUUAAGGGCAUAGGUUGUUUUCCCUUCCGAUCGCUUUGCAUGGGACAUGCAUGACCUGUUACGUCACCUGCAUGCAGGUGUAAGUAUACAGUCUCGGGACACACACGAGCGCGCGGGAAUAUGGCAUUUAGGCGGACGCUUUUUCCGAGAAUACUUGAUUUUUUCAGAUUUAAAUAUAGUAACCAAAUAAGUGACUGAUUCAUUGCACAUUCUAUUAUGUGUUGUUUGUUGUUCUAAUAUAUAACCAUGUGAAUAACCAUUAUCGAUCUAUUUUGUACCCUAGGUCACAAGUUAUCUUACUGCAUUGGUUUUAUCUUACGCCGUCGCUUUUAUUGUCACAGUCGUGGUGGAACAGCCUUGCGCAAACCUCGAGGCCUUGGUUUGGAAGAAAGUAGAAAAGAAAUAGAAGUCAUUUAUACGGAGUACAAUAUGUUGCCUGUUGGACAUUUGCUGUUGUCAUUUUUUAGUUAAUCUAGUUAAAUGUAUUCAUAAACGCUCGGACACGGGGAGUGCGGACAUCGCCGGAUACGCCAAAUGUUGUUAUUUUGUAUUUUCGACCGGUUUGUUUUUCCGAAAUAUCUCCGUGAUGAAUUGGAGCGAGUGCAGAAGAGAGCCUUGGGUUGUAUAUUCCCAGGCAUCCCGUAUCAUGAUCAGGGCCGUAGCUAGCAUGUAUAGUUUUGUAGGCCAAAAAUUUCCGAAUGACGAAAAAAAUUUCCGAAUAUUUCAUGGCAUACGAAGCCAAGAAGGUGUUUGCUAUCCGGGAAAUGAAGACGCAAUUCACAAACAAAAAUACGAUUAUUUUACGCACAGAUAUAUUACAGAAGCAUGUAGUGCCAUAGGAAGGUCUUUUUGAUUGGGGGGGGGGGGGGGGGG
Messenger RNA from Paramuricea clavata, 4914 nucleotides. Lineage: Eukaryota; Metazoa; Cnidaria; Anthozoa; Malacalcyonacea; Plexauridae. The record is from the annotation of a GenBank genome assembly.